Messenger RNA from Phragmites australis (common reed), 1683 nucleotides. Its product is annotated as protein WALLS ARE THIN 1-like. Gene Ontology annotation, molecular function: transmembrane transporter activity. NCBI's taxonomy places the organism in Eukaryota, Viridiplantae, Streptophyta, Magnoliopsida, Poales, Poaceae. The record is from RefSeq and is a predicted model, not a curated record. The transcript has 7 exons. The coding region runs from base 351 to 1427 and encodes 358 amino acids. Gene Ontology annotation, cellular component: plasma membrane.
UGGCUUUUGGUGUUCCCUGCAACAUGCAUUGCAUUCAUAAUACUCGGAUCAACUUGGAUUUGUGGUGCUAGUAGCUCAUGAAACCGAAUCAUGCAUAUUUCUUGUGUUUAAUUUUGUUUGUUCGUGCAUGGAUCUACUGGCUUUAUCUUUUCUUUCGAUUUUUUUUACACUUUCUUGAUAUAACUGAAUCUUUAAUAUAAAGCAUCACAGGUUGUCUCCUCCUAUAUAUAUAUAAGGUGCAACCAAGCAUUGGUAUCAGAUUAACAUACAGACUCGUAUCUUAUUAGCUAGACUAGAGGUGAAACUAGAAGGAAAUAAGCAAGAAAAUCAAGGAGGAGGUGAUCUUGGGGAUGGGGAACACCCCAGAGAAGGUGAAGCUGCUACUGGGGGUGCUGGUGCUGCAGUGCUGCCUGGCAGGGUUCCAUGUGGUAACCAGGGCAGCCCUCAACAUGGGCAUCAGCAAGAUCGUCUUCACCGUCUACCGCAACUCCAUCGCCUUGGCUUUGAUCACCCCUUUCGCCUACUUCCUCGAGAAGAAAAAUAGGCCACCCCUGACCUUCUCUUUGCUGGUCCAGUUCUUCCUUCUUGCCUUCUGUGGGAUUACCUGCAACCAGGGGUUCUACCUUCUUGGUCUGCACUACCUGUCCCCAACCUAUGCUUCUGCUAUCCAAAAUACUGUCCCCGCGAUCACCUUUGUCCUUGCUGCUUGCCUAAGGCUAGAACAGGUAAAUAUCAAGAAAAGAUAUGGGAUGGCAAAAGUGAUUGGCACAGUGGUAAGCAUAGCAGGAGCCACCAUCAUCACCCUCUACAAAGGGAUACCACUGAUGAACUUCAAGUCAUCUCAUAUGUUGGGAGUCAGCGUUGUGUCUCCAAACAUCGUAUGGAACUGGACAGUGGGCUGUCUCUUCCUCCUUGGCAAUUGCUCUGCCUGGUCUGGAUGGAUGGUUCUUCAGGCCCCAGUGUUGAAGAAAUACCCAGCCAGGUUGUCAGUGCUUGCUCUCACACUGGUAUUUGGGCUGGUUCAAUUCUUGGCCAUAGCAGCAUUCUGUGAGAAUGACAAUGAGAAGUGGAAGCUUCAUUCUGGAGGAGAGCUCUUCACAAUCCUCUACGCUGGUCUAGUGGCUUCAGGGGUCGCCUUGUCUCUGCAGAUCUGGUGCAUUGACAGGGGUGGUGCUCUCUUCACAGCUAUCUUCCAGCCAGUACAAACCGUCAUGGUUGCCAUCAUGGCUGCUGUCAUUCUUGGCGAUGAACUAUAUACAGGAGGGAUCAUAGGAGCUGUCCUCAUAGUGAUUGGCCUCUACUUUGUCUUGUGGGGUAAAAGUCAAGAGAAGAGUAGUAACCAAGGAAAUGAGCCAGAUUUGUCAAGGCGUCUCCUUAGUGAAGAGUCCUCUCAAGAAGAGAAGUCUGUGACAAAUGAUAUUCCAUGAGAACAGAAAACGGAAAUGCUAUUGUAUAAUCACGUGCAUACUAAUAUGACAGAUGCAUCUUCAAAAAAAAAAAAAAAAACGAUGCAAGGUCAUGCAAGUGUGUAUAGUUAGUGGUGUUAAUUUAGAAACAUUUAUAUUUCUUUGCUUGGUGUUAUUCUGAUAUUGAUGUUGAGCACUGUAUUGUCACAGAAAGAAUUCAGUUCCAACCACACUCAAUAGGAACUGAUGGAGUUGACAAUAUAAAGCAUUAUUUCCU